Molecule: messenger RNA, 4824 nt
Organism: Oncorhynchus tshawytscha (Chinook salmon)
Lineage: Eukaryota; Metazoa; Chordata; Actinopteri; Salmoniformes; Salmonidae
Product: INO80 complex subunit D
Exons: 10
Coding region: 558-3599 (1013 amino acids)
Cellular component (GO): nucleus
Source: RefSeq, a predicted model, not a curated record
AACCAUUCAUAAAGAAUGUGACAUAAGCCCGUUGCCAGAUAGGAAUUUGACAUGUGUUAUAUAAGAGUUUCUAAACCAUGUUGAUAUAAGCAGGGACAUUUAACUUAUUUAAAAGUACAUAACUAUAGCUACUCUACCCGUCAAUCAGCAUUGCCAUGCAUGCAGUCGACAAGACAUAACAUUGUAUUUCUUCCCUGCUGUAGCUUAUACAAAGUUGAAUUUCCAAUAUGGUAGAGAGGUUGUUGUUGGACUGUGGACUGUUGUCAUGUCCCCGCAGUGCCUGUAGUGGUGCUGUGAGGAGUCUGCUGUGGACUAAUCUAAAAUCCUCAGCAGCUCCCACCUGCUAAUGUUUGCUGUGGAUAAUCUACAUUUACAUGCAUCAGUAUUUUCAAUGAUAUUGCAUUCAGAUAGGAACAUUAUUAGUUACCUAAAAUAUCGAAUAUCGAUGCACAAAUAGGCGAGCUGGUUGUAAUAGGCACUUCUACUCUAUCAGGAGCGAAUACCUUACACAGCCUAUACAAAUUGAAGCUGAUGUUCUCAAGGACCAGAGUCACGUGAUGUAUGAGGGCAAACACAUCCACUUCUCGGAGGUGGACAAUAAGCCAUUGUGCUCAUACAGCCCAAAGCUCUGCAAGCAGCGCAGACUCAAUGGCUAUGCCUUCUGUAUCCGUCAUGUCCUGGAGGAUAAGACCGCUCCCUUCAAGCAAUGUGAAUAUGUGGCCAAGUACAACAGCCAACGAUGCACCAACCCCAUCCCCAAGUCUGAGGACCGCAGAUACUGUAACAGCCACCUCCAAGUCCUUGGCUUUAUCCCCAAGAAGGAGCGGAGGAAGAAACACAAUGCAUUGGAGGAGAUGCGCUCAACACCUCACCUGGAGUCAGUGGCUCUUAACAUAACUGUGCCCUCGCUAGCUCUGAAGGCCUCCAAUGGCCUGAACGAGCUGCCACCCUCUCCACCCUGCAUCCGUCUGCUACCCCUCCCAGAUGGGGAGCUCCUGGACCCUUUUGCCUUCUAUGAGGAGGACACUGAUGGGGAAGAGGGCCCUCCUCGGAAGGGCUCCACCGUCAGGAAGAAACUACACAGUCGACUGGUGCUCAGCCAGAAACUCCAGCUCCCCCAUCAUGACAAUGCCCUCCUCCAACCACCUCCGGAGCACUUUAGCCCCUCUCCUCUUACCUGUGUGCACCGCUCUUCACCCCUCCAUCCUCAUCUUCCCUGUCAGCAGCAGACAGGACUCCUCCAGCCCUCCACUAUACCUUCAUUUGUCCUCCCUGGACAGCUGCAGACAGGACUCCUCCAGCCCUCCACUAUACCUUCGUUUGUCCUCCCUGGACAGCUGCAGACAGGACUCCCCCAGCCCUCCACCAUGCCCUCGUUUGUCCUCCCAGGACAGCUGCAGGGUUUAUUAUGUAAGCUAGCUCCACCUCAGAUUCCCGCCUUUCUGCCUGUCGGACUGCCCCCCAACACAGCUCCCAGUCCGCUGCAGUCCUCCUGUCCCCCCCUCGGCAGGAAAGCUCUGUUCACUGCCACGCACUUGCCAUCCAGUAGCUGGGACAGCACUCAGCGUCAUUUGGUGGCCAUGCGUCCGGCUGCCUUCUCACCUCCCCUUGCCUGCAUGGCAAGGUUACAGCAUCUGGUGCAGCUCUGCACCCAAAGACAUCAGGAGCACGGAGACCUCUUCCAUCAUCUAGGGUUGGACUGGUCUGAAGACAGUUCAGAGGAUGAUGAAGUGGAUGCAGAGAGAGUUCCACCCUAUCACAAUGCCUGGAGACUACAGGAAGGACACCUGCAGGAUGUCUCAGAUGAAGAUGCUGGCAGCUCGCGGAGAACGCGGCUGGCUCGGCUGUGCUCAUACCUCCAGGAGAAAUACAAGCACCUGUGCAGGCAGGAGAGGGCUACCAUGCGCCAGAAGAAAUACCACUAUGCCUUCCGCAAAGCCCUGCUGCACGCCGCCAGUAAAGACCCUGACUGUGCUGGCCAGUUGAUUCAGAAGUUGCACAAGGUCUCCCAGACCUCAAGUGCGCCAGGGCAGCAGGAGAUGGGAAUCUGCACUGGAAGCACCAAGGGCCAGGCAUGUAACAGCCGAGCUCUACCCUUCACCCGACACUGCUUCCAGCACAUUCUGUUGAAUCGCUCCCAGCAGCUCUUCUCCAGUUGCACAGCCAAAUUUGCAGAUGGGCAACAGUGCUCCAUUCCUGUGUUUGACAUCACGCAUCAGACACCGCUCUGUGAGGAGCAUGCCAAAAAGAUGGACAAUUUCCUGCGUGGAGACGGUAACCGAAGAGUGCAGCACCAGCAGCAGCAGCGAAAGCCGCGUAAGAAGACCAAACCGCCUGCACUCACCAAGAAACACAAGAAGAAGAGGAGGAGAGGGCCGUGGCGGCCACAGAAGCCCAUCCCGCCGGCGCUGCCCCAGGGGAACCUGGGAAUGCCUUCCUCCUCCAGCCUGACCAUGCCCACCCAGGCCAACAUCAGGAGUCCCUCGACGCCUGAACUGAGCACCGAUGAACUUCCCGAUGACAUCACCAAUGACAUGUCAGACAUUCCAAACGACCUCGAGCUGAACCAGGAGGAUUUCUCGGACGUGUUACCCAGGCUCCCCGAUGACCUUCAGGACUUUGACUUGUUUGAAGGUAAGAAUGGGGAGCUGCUUCCCACCACAGAGGAGGCAGAGGAGCUGGUGCGUGCACUACAGGCUGGGCUGAUGGGCUCCUACCCAGACUCCCUGGUGUGCCUGACCUCCAUGGCGGAGAUGGCGCAGGCAGAUGGCGUGGACCACCGGGCCAUGGCAGCAGUGUUCCCUGGGCCAGGGGUCCAGCCGGGGGGGAUGGGGGACCUGCUCAACGGCCGCAUCCCCGUAGAGAACUUCUCCAAUCUGGAGCUGGAGGACAACCUGCUGCACUCUGCUGGUGGCCACUUCUCCCCCUCUGUGUCUCCUCAGCAGCCCCCUGCCCAAGGCCAGACUCCUCCCUCGGGACCCAGCCUCACCUCCUCCACCCGCACAGUCCCCCGGACACACCCACCCCACAUCUUGGCCAAGCCGGAGGCGCCCACAUCGUCUCCGCAGGGCAGCCAUUACUGCAGCGAGCAUGUACCAUCCCCUUACAACGACCACAUGUCCUCUACCCAUGCCACCUCCUUUCAGACUGACUCUCCUCUCCUGCUGGAGGUACCAAGUACCCCACGCUCCUCCUGGAACAACCUCCCCCUGGCCCUCACUGACCCCACACAGUUCGGCAACCUCAUCAGACCAGAGGGCCACCUCGUAUCCACAUCUCUGUCCACUCCCCCCUCCUCCCACUCUGUGACCCUACAGCCCAUGGCUGCCCUCUCAGCGUUGCCCCAGAGCGGCUUGACGGGCUUGACUGCGCUCCCCGCCCCCUCGCCACCACACGACCUCUUGAUUUCCACCCUUCCCAAGCAGCAGCUCCCUCAGUUCAGUGCUGCCUUCGGCCACCAACUGGCCUCCCACAGUGGCAUCCCCAAGGACGUGCAGCCCAGUCACAGCUCCACGGCGCCCCCCACUGGCUUCUCCAUAGCUAGUGCCACCGCUGCAAGUGCCAACAGUGCAACGCCCCCCUUUCCACACAGUAACUAGAGCAAGCCGUGCACAGUACAGUGGCUGUAGGUCAAACCGUGGACUCUAGAAACGUAUUCACCCAGUGUCCAUUCAUUUCCCUUCUGCUUCAAGUGUGCAAUGUGGUAACGGACCUAACGCUUCACUGUUCUAUUGGAAUUUGCACAACCUCAGAUAUUCCUUAACCGUGUAAUGAUUUGGUGGUGAUAUAGCCAGUUGGCCACCUGAAAGGGUCCAGUGGUUUGAUGUAAACGCAGCUCCAGAGUUUCGCCAGCAGGGGGCAGAGUGUGUGUGUGUGUGUGUGUGUGUGUGGAGGGAGGUGGUUCAGUAGAAACAUCAAAUGUUAUUUGUCACAUGCUUGGUAAACAACAGGUGUAGACUAACAGUGAAAUGCUUACUUAAGAGUCCUUUUCCAACAAUGCGGAGUUCAAGAUACAAUAGAAAUAGUGACACGAGGAAUACAUGGAUUUUGAUGUGGGGGAACAUUGAAGGAUGGACUUUAGGAGAGAUUAUUUAUAUCAUAGUGAAAACAACAGUGCUAGAGAAUACGGAGACAAAGCGUCAAUCAAUGGUCAAUUAAAAAAAUAAAAUAAUAAUAUUGCCAGUUUAGUCGUGUCUGACAUCCAUCAACAACACUCCCCUGCGUAUUAUUUGGACAGUGAAGCUAAAACUUUUAAAUUGGCUCUAUACUCCAGCAUUUUGGAUUUGAGAUUAAAUUAGAAACAAAAGCACUAUGUAUCUAGACUCCGAUUUGAAUGUGUCAUAAGUAUUUGGAUUAAUUCACUUGUGUAUUAAAGUAGUCAAGUUUAGUAUUUGGUCCCAGUUUCCUAGCACACAUCAAGCUUGUGACUCUGCAAACUUGUUGGCUGCAUUUUAGUUUGUUUUGUUGAUGUUUCAGAUUAUGUUGUGCCCCCAUAGAAAUGAAAAGUAAAUCUUGUAUAGUCACUUAUAUAUAAAAAAAAUAUAUAUAUAAUGUUUCUAAACACUUCUACAAUAAUGUGGAUGCUACCAUGAUUAUGAAUAAUCAUGAAUGAGUUCAAGGCACAAAGUUUAUAAUCCCAAGACGUGAUAACCAUGUUGGAUGCAUUAGCAUUUUAUAUCAUACCCACAAGACAUGAUAACCAAUAACGGGAUGUUAGCAUUUUUUUGGUGUGCGUAUGAUAUUUAUGCCUCUAACUUUCUCACUCAUUAUUCAUGGUAUUUUACCUUUUUAUUUAACUAGGCAAGUCAGUUAAGAGCAAAUUCU